AUUUUUUAUGCAGCGCCCAGGAACGCAUCUGCCCAUCUAUCGCAUCGCAGGACUUCCCGGAUUAUCGGUGACGUUCCAAUUUUGGGGGGCUGCAUCUGCCACGGGCCUGGAACAAUACGUUUCUCGCGAGAUCGCGAUACGCCCCGUUCGCUGGCAGCCAUCGAGUCGCGAACUGGGUUCGAGUGCCAUUCGGCGGAAAAGACUUUCGCCGGAGGUCCAUUCACACUGAUCCAUCAAGUCCUCCGUUGUAGGACACUUAAUGAACUGUGCGAUCUCGGGCGUCAGGCGUACGUGCGUUUUUCAGCGCGCAGGCUGCGGCGGCCAGACGUGGCCGCGGAAGGCAGUCCGUCGUGUUUUCCACGCCCGGGAUCAUCUAAAAUGUCGUCACUCCAUGCCCAACACGCCAACCACUACCAGGAAAUGAACAAAUCCACUCGGGCACGUUUCGCCGGGGACGGUUCAUCCCACGGCCCAAAACACAACUGUCAACAAUGCUCGAUUCUGGCAGAUAGUCAUAGCGCUGUGAACCGGGGGUGCUGCGCGUAAAUUGAGGGAAGAAAUUUUGCAUCGAAGUACGUACAACCACUACAUUCGUUCCUUGUCGACGAGGGCGGGCGUAGCACGGCGUGCGGUUGGACGAGCGGGCUGAUGGACGCCGCAAGCCAUCGUUGAGACAACGAGGGUUCCCCAAUCCCCGUUCCUUUCUCAAGUUCUUCGCUUCUCCGUGGCUGACACUAUCAGCCAAACGGCAUAUGGUGCCAGUUUCGGAAACUUGAAAGCGGGAUUCACCCAGUCCUCAGCGUAUUAUCACUGAUGACACACGGAUUAUGCAUACGUCGGGCUGCUGCGGUUA
Mycena citricolor is the source of this 853-nucleotide messenger RNA. Lineage: Eukaryota; Fungi; Basidiomycota; Agaricomycetes; Agaricales; Mycenaceae. The record is from the annotation of a GenBank genome assembly.